AUGGACUAUCCUGCCAAUGGCUCCUCACAAACCCCAAAGUCACUUGCCAGUGACAUGGUCAGCGCAACAAGGCCGAUGCAUACGAAAAUCAACAAACUGAUUACGUCUCGCCUGCCACUGGCAGUUCCUCCAAAAGCACCCGACUCCGGCCCUUAUGCCUGUGGCCUACUGUACAUUCUCCCGAUAUACAUGACUUUUGAGCAGCUGUGGCUGGACAUUCUCGACACGCCUCCCGGAGACGCUCCAGGCCAGAUUUCCGAGCGUGUACAUACGAUUCUCAAAGAAAUACAUCUCCCUCAGCUCUUCCGCUCCGACCGCCUCAGAGCCGAUAUCAAAUUCAUCACGGGCUGGACCGACGACAUUCUCGACCUCCAAAUCAACAGCGUAAAGGGAACAGGCGAGCUAUCCGUCUUUAUUUCACAUAUCCAACAAGCCGUCCGCGCGAAGCCACACGUCCUCAUCGCCUACUCGUACAACCUAUUCAUGGCCCUCUUCGCCGGAGGACGCUUCAUCAGAGCAACCCUCGAAAAGGCCGGCGCAGAAUUCUGGCAAAUUGUCCCCGAGACUAUCAAACCUACGAUGCAGUCCUGCGAGGUAGAUUCGUUCAUUGACUCCUCCUUGGAGCAAAUCGAAGAGGACAAUCUCAUGCCGCUGCGAUUCUGGGCUUUUGACUCAGAAAACGACGGCGAGGACUUGAAGCAGGAGUAUAAGAGCAAGCUGCUUCAAUGGGAAAGCGAACUGUCCGCAGAAGAGAGAGAGGAUAUCCUCCAAGAAUCUGUCUACAUCUUGGAGAGCAUAGGCCUGCUGGUUGGUCAGCUGGACGCUGUCUGCAGCGCCGUACAGGACGAGGAGACGCCGGUCGUACAGAUCCCCAUGAGACCUUCCUUGGCGGGUCUUGUUGGUGGCACCCAAUUCGGGGCGCGUCUGCGUGACAGCCUCCUCAUUGCCCGAGAGCGCGGUAUUGGAAAUCCAUUCCGGGGCAAACCACAAGACGCUGUGGAAAAAGAAAAGGGCACUAGCCAUGGCGAUGGCACAACAAGUACUGAACCAGCGUGCUCUGGUGUUCCCAAAUCUAUGAGGUUUGCAAAGUCGCUGCCCAUCCCGCCACGCAAGCAUCGUGCUGCAAAAGAUGGUGGCUCGGGUUUCGAUUUACAUACAACGUCGCAACGGCGUGAUGCUAGCGGCACUUUGAUAGGGCCGGCGCUGGUGGGCGUAUUUGGCUUGUUUUUCCUGUAUGUAGUGUACAGCCGCGUUGGAGGGGUUAUUGUAUGA
Molecule: messenger RNA, 1272 nt
Organism: Trichoderma atroviride IMI 206040
Lineage: Eukaryota; Fungi; Ascomycota; Sordariomycetes; Hypocreales; Hypocreaceae
Biological process (GO): heme oxidation
Molecular function (GO): heme oxygenase (decyclizing) activity
Source: RefSeq, a predicted model, not a curated record